AUGCUGCUGCUGGCACUGCUGCUGAUGCCCGCUGCGCCAGCCAAGCACCACAAGAGAAAAAAUUCAGCCGCGGCUGGCGCGCUGGAGGAGCUCGCUGCCACGCUCGCGGCUCCGACAGAGCACGACUCGGGCGCUGAUGAGAGCCCCCAAAGCGGGUUCUCAACGGCCCGGCGCCGACGCAGUUUUACCGCUUCGCCACCGCACCACUUCUAA
Molecule: messenger RNA, 213 nt
Organism: Emiliania huxleyi CCMP1516
Lineage: Eukaryota; Haptophyta; Isochrysidales; Noelaerhabdaceae
Exons: 2
Coding region: 1-213 (70 amino acids)
Source: RefSeq, a predicted model, not a curated record